CUAUGUCAUCUUAUCUUUUAAUUGUUAAGUCUGAACUUCCUGGUGCUGUUGCGGGGUUCUUAAGUGGAGACGAGAGUGGGUCUUGGUACCUUGAUGGGAGACUGCUUCUACUGAUUACUUCAGUCUGCAUUGUUUUUCCUCUUGCGCUUCUUCCUAAAAUUGGCUUUCUUGGCUACACAAGUAGUUUAUCAUUUUUCUUUAUGGUGUACUUUGCUCUUGUGAUUAUGAUAAAAAAAUGGUCGAUCCCUUGUCCUCUACCUCUAAGUAGUGCCACAGAGACUUUACAGGUUUCAAAUUCUACUGGGGAUUGUAAAGCAAGGCUCUUUCAUCUUUCAAAAGAGAGUGCUUAUGCAAUACCAACUAUGGCCUUCUCUUUUCUCUGCCAUACCUCAGUCUUACCCAUCUAUUGUGAGCUCCGAAGUCCAUCCAAAAGUAGAAUGCAGAAUGUAACUGUGAUAGGAAUUGGUCUGAGUUUCCUUAUUUACUUUAUGUCUGCUCUAUUUGGGUACCUGACAUUUUAUG
Molecule: messenger RNA, 522 nt
Organism: Fulmarus glacialis (Northern fulmar)
Lineage: Eukaryota; Metazoa; Chordata; Aves; Procellariiformes; Procellariidae
Gene: SLC38A6
Product: solute carrier family 38, member 6
Exons: 7
Biological process (GO): amino acid transmembrane transport; L-glutamine transport
Molecular function (GO): L-glutamine transmembrane transporter activity
Source: RefSeq, a predicted model, not a curated record